This is a messenger RNA of Chironomus riparius, 900 nucleotides long. NCBI's taxonomy places the organism in Eukaryota, Metazoa, Arthropoda, Insecta, Diptera, Chironomidae. The record is from the annotation of a GenBank genome assembly.
AUGAGAUUAAAAUUUAUAAUUAAUGAUCGCGACAAGAUUAAAGGAUUUGUCUAUAGUAUUCAAAUGUUGUCUAAACAUACAGAUCGGCUAAUAUUUGUUGUUAAAGAUAAUUUGAUGACAGUUCUUGUGGAACAUCCUACUUGUAUGUGGAUAGACAUUGAUGUAUUAAGACUAUUUCAUAAAUAUGAAUUUGACGGGUACAUUGAUGGUGAUAAAGAAGAAGAUUUUAUUUAUUUCGAUAUAAUUGCUAGUCAGCUAUUAUAUCCACUUGAAGCACUUUUAUCAAGCGAAGUAGACUAUACUGAAAUAUCAAUCGUAAAAAAUAAUGUUGCACCAUUCCUUAAAGUUUACGCAAAGCCAGGUUCUGAAGAUAAUAGUGCAGUUUUCAACAGUCAAAUUCCAAUGAUAAUCAUACCAAAAAAACAGUGGAAAACAGUAAAGAUCCCUAGAGAUUUACCAUAUGAUGGAUAUUGCAGAAGUCCAAGAUUUCCAAUUUUUCGCAACUAUAUUGAUAUUUACCGAAUUUUCAAAAUACUCAAGUUUCGCAUACAAAGCAAUGGACUGGCUUUAGAAGGAGGAAAUGAAUUAGCUAGCCAAGUAUUGACUUAUUUCGAAGAUGUGAUUCCUAGAGAUGAAUAUGGAAAAAGGGCAGAAAAGUCUAUUUGCGCAAUAGUAGAUUCACGACGGUUAUCUGGGAUUUAUCAUUCCAUCAAUAUCCUUAAUUUAAUGAAACCGAGAGUUGUUUGUCGUGUCAAGCACUCAAAAUAUUUAUUAAUGGACUUUUCCAACGGAGACGAAACAAUUCAUUAUAAAUUUGUAAUGGAAAAUUUGGAGGAAGUCGUUGAUGAUGAUAAUUAUAAAAUGUUCGAGAAAUAUCGCCAAGACGGCAAUUUAUUUUAA